Molecule: messenger RNA, 2810 nt
Organism: Symbiodinium sp. CCMP2456
Lineage: Eukaryota; Dinophyceae; Suessiales; Symbiodiniaceae
Source: the annotation of a GenBank genome assembly
GUGUUGGAACUCCGGGCCUCUCGUCCUUCGACGAGGCUGACCGCGCUCUCCUAGAGCGUCUCGCCGACUACGAUGAGGAAUCCUGCCAGGGCCUGGAGCCACCGCUGCCGCCCUCGGCCCUCCCCAAGGUCUGCCAGCUUCUUUACCUUCGCCACGAGGUGACCGUGACUCCGCUGACGCGGCUCUUCUUCAACUUGUCGCUGCAUCCAGCAACCCGACAGUUCACCUUGGGACAGUUCCUGGUUCUCCUAGUCAAGGAGCCACAGGCCGUCGGAUGCAGCGAGACAUCACUUCCACCGGCGCACCUUUACGAAGGACUUGAGAAUGGCCCAAUCUCCAACGCCACAGAGGUGAAGGCAGUGGGAGCCCAGCGGGUCCUCCAGAUCUUGGCCUACCUGCUCAGACGAAUCCCUCAGUGCGGUGAGUUCUUUGCCAAGCCUUUGCAGAAGGAGCCGUGGUUGGAGGGUGAGGCCCCACUUGUCACUGGCGGCCAGCUUUCAAGCCUCAUUGGGCAUCACUCAGUCAAUGUCCUACUCCGCCUGUUGACGACCAAGUUGUUCCUCGCCUCCUCACGGCAUGCAGCAUGGCUUCUUGCCAUCCUCCAUUCGCUGCUGGUACCCGUCAAGGGAAAGAAGGACGACAAGUCUGCAGAAGCGUCAGGAGGACAGGAUGAGGCAACUCCCGAGGUGCCCGGCGAGGAGGAAGACAAGGAUGGGAAGACCAAGAAAGAUCCGCCGGCAGAGCAGCAGAGCUUGGAGCGUUGGACGCUGAUCAACAAGAGCAUGCACGCCGUGCUGUCCCAAGAGAGUGUCCUGGCACUGUGCCACUUCCUCUGCCAAGCGGGAAGCGGCCACGGAUCUACCGGAGAGGCAGACACCUUCCAAAUGGCGGGUGAGAUUCUGGUGGCUCUCGCUGCCUCGCAGGAGCACCUCACCAUGGUGCGGGCAGACCUCAUGCGGGUCUUGGCCGACCUGGUCACCAACAUCGAAGCAGAUUUGGCCAAGUGCGAACCUGGCUCGACGGAUCCUUCCACCAUGGAGACGCGACUGCUGCGCCUUGUGCGCACCCUCGCCGAGGUCUUCAAGGAGGCCGCGAAAGCCAGUGCGGAUCAGGAGCUUAAGAUCGAGGACUUCCUCGGGGAAGCUCGCUUGGAGGACCUUUGGACGUCGCUGGAUCAGACCUUGGACCGGCUCCACGACACAGAGGUGUUUGCGACGCCAGCGCAGCGCAUCCUCUCCACUGGGGUUGCACCUUCCCAGCUGCGGAUUGAAAGCUCCACCGGAUCCAGCAUGAGUGGAACUUUGGCAUCGAAUGUGCAGACAACUCCUCCGAAGCCGCUGCUCAACAGGCUGCUGCCAUUGAUCGAGGCAUUCUUCGUGCUUCACAACGGCUCCAAAGAAGCAGACCUCGAAGCAAAAGAGAAGGACAAGAAGAAGGCCCACGAACAGGAGGGUGGCUCAUCCUCCAGCUGUCCUGGGAAGCAGGUCUUUGCCGACCUUACUGAGGUGACUUUGGUGGAGAGGAGUCGAUUUGGCCAGUUCUGCAAGCAGCAUCGGCGGCCGCUGAACGCAUUGAUCAAGCAGACUCCCUCACUCUUGAGCAAGUCCUUCUCGCCUGUGUUGAAGCACAUGCCGCACUGCCUGGACUUUGACAACAAGCGGGCUUACUUCCGAUCUCAGCUGAGGUCCAGGCGGAUGGAGAGCCGCUAUGAGACUAUUCGCCUUCGCGUGAGGCGGUCUGAGAUCUUCAUGGAUUCUUACCACCAGCUGAGGAACAGGACCGGUGAAGAAAUGCGUGCGAAGAUCCAGGUGCAAUUCCAGGGCGAGGAAGGAAUCGAUGCUGGCGGCGUUGGAAAGGAGUGGUAUGGGGCCCUUGCCAAAGAGAUUUUCAAUCCCAACUAUGCACUUUUUGUCCAAGCUGGCGGCAAAGCCUGCACUUACCACCCGAACCCGAUGUCCUAUGUGACGAGAGAUCAUCUAGACUUCUUCCACUUCAUUGGACGGGUGAUUGGCAAAGCGAUCCAUGAUGCUCAGAACUUGGAGGCCUGGUUUACUCGGGGCUUCUACAAGCACAUGCUGGGCAAGAAGGUCAUCGCUGCAGAUCUAGAAGCUUUCGAUCCGGAAUAUUUCUCCAAUCUGAAGUGGAUGUUGGAGCAUGACAUCACCGACAUCAUAGAGCUCUACUUCUGUGCAGAAAGUGAUGACUUUGGUCAGAUCAAGGUGGUCGACUUGAAGCCGAAUGGUCGCAGCAUUCCUGUGACCAACGAAAACAAGUACGAGUACAUCCAGCUCAUGUCAGAGCACAAGAUGACGAACUCUGUCCGGCAGCAGAUUGACGCUUUCUUGAAGGGCCUGCACGAGAUCGUGCCACCCGAGCUGCUGUCGCUGUUUGACGACAAGGAGCUGGAACUGCUCAUCUCGGGACUGCCGGACAUCGACAUUGAGGAUCUCAAGGCCAAUACGGAAUACCACAACUACACGGCCCAGUCGGACCAGAUCCAGUGGUUUUGGAAGGUUCUCAGCGAAUUCAGUCAAGAGCAACGGGCAUGGUUCCUUCAGUUCGCGACUGGAACCUCUCGUGUGCCUGUGGAAGGGUUCAAGGGUCUUGUCGGAAUGCGUGGACCACAGAAGUUCUGCAUCCACCGAGCCUACGGUCCUGAUCGAUUGCCUUCUGCCCAUACGUGCUUCAAUCAGCUCGACCUGCCCGACUAUCCCUCGGAAGAAGUCCUCCGAGACAAGCUGCUCCAGGCCCUCAGCUGUCUCUCAGCGCUUUGGGAUAGCUCUUGCGACCCCCGACUCUUCGAAAGCUGA